AUGGCUGGAGAUGAAACAGAAACAACUUCGGAAAUUCACUCUGACGAUGCCAAAAAGAAAGCAGAACUUGAGAAUCAGAUACGAAAACGAGUCGCUUCUGAAGAACGAGCUUUUCGGAUUGUGGAGAGUUUGGUCGAUACUACUGUUAGCUUUGAACGAUUGCAAGACACGGCUCAUUUUCUCCUUCCAGCUCAUUACAAGGACAUCACAGAAGAAAGAGCCAUUACUAAACUCUGUGGCUUUCCUGUUUGCAAAAAUCCACUUGGAAAUGUGAAAAAGCAGAAAUAUCAGAUAUCUACUAAAACUAAUAGGGUCUAUGACAUCACAGAGACAAAGAAUUUCUGCAGCAGCAAAUGUUAUAAAUUAUCAAAGGUAUUUGAAAAGCAAAUCCUGGAAUCUCCUUUGUGGACUCGGGAAUUGGAAAAGCCAGUGGAAUUUCUUCUACCAGACACAAAAACUGGCUGGAUGGGAGUUCAAGUUAUUAGCCAAACGAACCCCUUAGAAAAUUCAGAGCACAUCAAUGAAGCAGAAGAGAAUAAAGCAGAAGAUUCUUCUAUUCUUGACAGCAGGAACUGGAUAAAUGAUCUGCAGGAAAAGCUGCUUGGAGAAAAACCUUUGGUUUUUAAUCAAGAGGAAGACGAGGCAGCCGACAAUUUAGAUAGCGCUGAAGCCAAUUCUGUUGCCGACUAUGAUGAAAAUCAGGGUUUUAGCCUGGGUGACUUAUCCGAUAUUCUUGAGGAUCCAAAUAUGGAUGAUGCUGUCAGCGAUAUUUCUGAAAGGCUCUCAACCAUGUUUGAUUCUGAUGAUGACCCUGACACCACCAGUGAAGCAACUCCUCCAACCCGCCAGAAGAAAAGGUCCAACUGUUCACAAAUAGACAGUCUUGCUGAUGCACUCUCCGAGGUUAACAUCUCAAAAGAAGAAAAUCUGAAGAUGCUGAAAAAUGACUCUGGGAACAAGAUGGAUUAUUACAAGAAGCUGUUUAAUUGCCAGAAAAGGAGUUUGUCUUUUUUUAUUGACCAUGUCCCUUCGAGCGUCUGCAUGGAACCUCCUCAUGCAUCAGAGGAUAUCGCAAAGAAUGUGCAAUCUCAGCCUGUUUCGGCGUCAGCUGUGAAUUUAGCAACACCAGAAAUUGCACCAUCUGCUGCCUGUGAAUCUCCGAAAUUGGAAUCAAGUCAGCAGAAAAUCCAGAAAAGGCUCCAUUCUUGGAUAACACAAGAAUCUCUGCAAUAUCUUGGCAUAACAAAAGAAGAGGACAGUGAUACAGCUGAAGAUGCCAAUGGAAAUCCAGAGUUUGCCAAACUCUGUGAUCGGUUAGACCUGAGAGGCUUGGAAUUUGAUGAACUUUUGGAAGAGCGCCUGCCACAGACAGUAAAUACACCCAAGAAGAACCUGCCUUCCUAUGAAGAUUUACAAAAAGAAACAGCCAAGUUUAGUGUCAAAGUUAAAGAAUAUUAUAAACCUCCACCAAAGAAGAAAGAAGAGAAGACUUCUGAUGUUGAAAAACCUGUCUAUGUACUUCCACCUGUUGAUUCCUUUUCUCAAAUUACUUUAAGAAGAUCCAUUGUUCUGCAACAACUUGGAAAAAGAAUAGACAGCUUGUUAAGUCCCAUGGAUAUUCUAAUUGGAGAAAUAUCCACUGAAAUAAAUGAACUCGUUUCUACCUUCAAUUUGCAAAAUGAAACAAUUGUCUUUAAACCUGCAGAAUGGAGUGCAAUUGGUAUCUUCUUGAUUCUCAUGUUGUCCAAAAAACUGGAGAAAGUGGACGUUGCCCUGCAGGCCACAAAUGUUCAAGACAAAUUCGCUGAUAUUCUGAAUCUCAAUUUUCAUGAAGCUAGACAAAUUUUAGAAAAUAAAAUUUUGCUCAUAUAA
Messenger RNA from Acanthosepion pharaonis, 1872 nucleotides. NCBI's taxonomy places the organism in Eukaryota, Metazoa, Mollusca, Cephalopoda, Sepiida, Sepiidae. The record is from the annotation of a GenBank genome assembly.